AUGGUGAUUGUUCCACUUGGGACGGUUCUGGUUAAGGUUUUUCCUUCUACUGGUGUUACAGAUGAGGCAAAGAAGGAUCGCAAAGAAGGCCUCGUGUAUGGUAAGCGUUACUCAAAAGAAGAAGAUGAGAUUGUUAUGAAUGCUAAACAUCCAUGGACUCCUGAAGAGUUAGAGAAGGUGAAGAAGUUAGUCGAAAAACACGGACAGAAUUGGAGAUUGUUGGGUCGAUGGUCUCAAGAUAAGUACCAAAGCUUAUUCGACUUAGUGAACAUGGAUUUAUCUAAGGAAGUGACUGAAGAAAAGAAACCCAAGCACGGUAUGUUACGAGACAAUAUCUGUUGGACUGCAAUUAGUGGCAAGAUGUUGCAGAGAAACUUCAUCUCCUGUGAAGGUGUAUGGGUGGAUGUCGAUCCUUUUUCUAGCUUGGCUACUUGUUGCAUAGAAGAUGUCGACUGGGACAAUCUUCUCGAACACAGGCCUGGAGAUCUAUGUCGAAAACGGUGGAGCCAAAUGUUUCAAUAUUUUGGUCCAAACAAAGACGUGGUUGAGGCCUAUGAUAGCAAAUCUGCCAUAGCUGUUGCUGCUAUCUUUAUAAUACUAACAUUUAAUUUUUUAACUUAGUUGUUGAAUUGUUUUGUUGUCCACUAAAUUUAUAAAGUUGGAUUUUCUAUUAAA
This is a messenger RNA of Gossypium arboreum, 675 nucleotides long. RefSeq lists its product as uncharacterized. The transcript has 4 exons. NCBI's taxonomy places the organism in Eukaryota, Viridiplantae, Streptophyta, Magnoliopsida, Malvales, Malvaceae. The record is from RefSeq and is a predicted model, not a curated record. The coding region runs from base 1 to 621 and encodes 206 amino acids.